Scophthalmus maximus (turbot) is the source of this 2174-nucleotide messenger RNA. RefSeq names its product tubulin, beta 5 (gene tubb5). The coding region runs from base 704 to 2002 and encodes 432 amino acids. Gene Ontology annotation, biological process: microtubule cytoskeleton organization; mitotic cell cycle. Gene Ontology annotation, cellular component: cytoplasm; microtubule. The transcript has 6 exons. Gene Ontology annotation, molecular function: GTPase activity; GTP binding; structural constituent of cytoskeleton. The record is from RefSeq and is a predicted model, not a curated record. Lineage: Eukaryota; Metazoa; Chordata; Actinopteri; Pleuronectiformes; Scophthalmidae.
AGGGUUAGGCCUAAGCCCAUGGGCUUUAGCUGACUGAGCCCAUCUUCAAAAUGUUGUUUCUGCCAUCUGUCCUCUCUACAGGGGUAGUUACAGUACUGGAGAUUGAUGUAGAAAUUCUGAUUUAUAGAAGUAGAAGUGUUACUUUCUGUUUUUUGGCUGGACACCAGAAUACAGACACAGACUGAAGUAAAGGUCGGUAACAGGUUCUUAAUGUGAAUUAAAGCUCUCUCCUCUCCUAUCUGAAACAGAAAAAAACCCAGUAAUACAUCCAUGUGGGUGGUGCUGGACACCAGCUGCUGAAAUUCUGAACAGUCUUUCCCAUCUGACUUCCAGUCCCUGGUGUGCAGCUGGGCCCCUCCUCCUCCUCCUCCUCCUCCCGGCUCUGGGGUUAGGGUUAGUCCUCUAUUGGCUGAGUCCUCUCUCAGCCAAUCCCCGUGCACAGCAGCUGUGUCUUGGGUCUGGCCACGCCUCCUCCCCCGGCCACUGCCCCGUUCUGGAAACGCUCCAGCGGUAUAAAUGCAUUGUCCCGCACAUACACACACCAGUUUGCGGUGUGCGUGUGUUUGUGUGUCCCCCGUGUCCACGAAGUAACGGUCCUGUGAAACUUUCGCAUUCAUAAUGAGGGAAAUCGUGCACAUCCAAGCCGGCCAGUGCGGUAACCAGAUUGGUGCCAAGGACUCAUUGAAUCAGAUGUCCAGUGGAUAUGAUUGACAGCACUGCUGAAGAGUUCUGGGAAGUGAUCAGCGAUGAGCAUGGCAUCGAUCCCACUGGGACUUACCACGGAGACAGUGACCUGCAGCUCGACAGGAUCAGUGUUUACUAUAAUGAGGCAACAGGUAAAUAUGUGCCUCGAGCAAUUCUGGUGGACUUGGAGCCUGGAACCAUGGACUCUGUGAGGUCUGGACCCUUUGGGCAGAUCUUCAGACCUGACAACUUUGUUUUUGGUCAGAGUGGUGCUGGAAACAACUGGGCCAAGGGUCACUACACAGAGGGAGCUGAAUUGGUGGACUCGGUCCUGGAUGUGGUCCGCAAAGAGUCAGAAAGCUGUGACUGCCUGCAGGGCUUCCAGCUCACACACUCUCUCGGUGGUGGAACUGGAUCUGGUAUGGGAACCCUGCUCAUCAGCAAGAUCCGUGAGGAGUACCCCGACCGUAUCAUGAACACCUUCAGUGUGGUGCCUUCCCCCAAGGUGUCUGACACAGUGGUUGAGCCUUACAAUGCCACCCUGUCAGUCCACCAGCUUGUAGAGAACACAGACGAAACCUACUGCAUUGACAACGAAGCUCUGUACGACAUCUGCUUCCGCACUCUCAAACUGACCACACCCACCUAUGGAGACCUUAACCACCUUGUGUCCGCUACCAUGAGUGGGGUCACCACCUGCUUGCGCUUCCCUGGUCAGCUCAACGCUGAUCUCCGCAAACUGGCCGUCAACAUGGUGCCUUUCCCUCGUUUACACUUCUUCAUGCCUGGCUUCGCCCCACUGACCAGCAGGGGCAGCCAGCAGUACCGUGCCCUUACAGUUCCCGAGCUCACACAGCAGGUGUUUGAUGCCAAGAAUAUGAUGGCCGCAUGCGACCCACGUCAUGGCCGCUAUCUGACCGUUGCCGCUGUGUUCCGUGGCCGAAUGUCCAUGAAGGAGGUUGACGAGCAGAUGCUUAACGUGCAGAACAAGAACAGCAGUUACUUUGUCGAAUGGAUCCCCAACAAUGUAAAGACCGCUGUCUGUGACAUUCCACCACGUGGCCUCAAGAUGGCUGUCACCUUCAUUGGUAACAGCACAGCCAUCCAGGAGCUGUUCAAGCGCAUCUCCGAGCAGUUCACAGCCAUGUUCCGUCGCAAGGCCUUCUUGCACUGGUACACAGGUGAAGGUAUGGAUGAAAUGGAGUUCACUGAAGCAGAGAGCAACAUGAAUGAUCUGGUGUCUGAGUACCAGCAGUACCAGGAUGCCACUGCUGAGGAAGAGGGUGAAUUUGAGGAGGAGGCUGAAGAUGAUGCUUAAAGAUAAAGAUUGAAGGUCACGACAUCACUGCGGAUAUUAAAAAUAGUCAAAAAUGAACAACCUUGACAGUAAUCAAGGACCAAUGUAGUGUUAAGAGCAUUGCUAGAAUCCAACUUCAGCCUUCAUUAGCUAUCCCUUGUCAUUCCGUGCUAAUAAAGUUGUGAAAUGAAAA